Molecule: messenger RNA, 492 nt
Organism: Trichosurus vulpecula (common brushtail)
Lineage: Eukaryota; Metazoa; Chordata; Mammalia; Diprotodontia; Phalangeridae
Gene: OMP
Product: olfactory marker protein
Exons: 1
Coding region: 1-492 (163 amino acids)
Biological process (GO): signal transduction; sensory perception of smell
Cellular component (GO): axon; nucleus; cytosol
Source: RefSeq, a predicted model, not a curated record
AUGGCUGCUGAGGAGGCCGAUAAGCCACAGCUGGAAAUGCCACUGGUCCUUGAUGAGGGCUUGACCAAACAGAUGAGGAUACGAGUGGAUACUCUGAAGAAGAACAAUGAGAAGCGCCAGGAUGGGGAGAAGUUGCUGCGACCGGUAGAGUUUGUGUACCGCCUGGAUUUCAUCCAGCAGCAGAAACUACAAUUUGAGCGCUGGAACAUUGCACUGGACAAGGCUGGCAAGGUGACCAUCACGGGCACUUCCCAGCACUGGACACCUGAUCUCACCAACCUCAUGACCCGGCAGCUCCUGGACCCAGCGGCCAUCUUCUGGAGGAAGGAGGACUCUGACGUCAUGGAUUGGAAUGAGGCAGAUGCCCAGGAGUUUGGGGAGAGGCUGUCAGAGCUGGCCAAGAUCCGAAAAGUGAUGUACUUCCUAAUCACCUUUGGCGAGGGCCUCGAGCCUGCCAACCUUAAGUCUUCAGUGGUUUUUAAUCUGCUCUGA